AUGACAACACCAUCAUACACCAAGAACUUGAAUAUGAACACGAAAUCUUCAAAAGAGCAAACAAGAUCGAAACGACCACUUUCUGAAAUAUCACCCAAUUUAAGACGAGAUCCAUUGAAAAAGCGAAGAAAUUCCUUAGGUUUUGAAAUGGCCAGUAUCCCUCUGAAUUCCAUAAAAUCUUUUCCAUCAAGAAUUCCUCCUCCAACUGCAUCAAAGUCAGCCACUAUAGCUUCUUCUUCUUCUUCUUCAUCAUCAUCAUCGAUGCUGUCUUUAUCAUCUAUUCCACAAGGUAUUCUAUCGAUUCAAGAAAGACUAAGACGGAAAGCAAGUGUUAAUGACAAUAAUGGACAAUCAUCAUCGAGUUUUGCUGCGAGACCUCAAUCAACUGUAUCCAGAUCCAAUGAACUCCAAGAAGAAUAUUAUUCACUAAAUGAACUAUACAAACAACAAGCUAGUCUGUAUGAAAAAUUAGAGGUUGAAUUGGGAAAACUAAAAGAGAUUUAUAAAAAUUACUAUUAUAAAAUUGACCUAAUUAAUGACUUGGUUCAUCAAAAGCAGAGUGAAUUUGAAAUAUUGGAGCAUGAUAUUAUCAAUGAUGUUGAACAAGAAGAAAAAUUAACGUAUUCCAAAUUGCAUGAAAAUAAAAUAAAACUAGAUGGACAAUUUAAAGAGUUGGAGUUUGAAAUGUUAAAUCAAUUGGAAGAUGCCAAACAAUUUGACUUUAAGGAAUUAUUAACCAAAAUUGAAAGUUUAAAAACAGAAAAGAUGACAGUGUUGUCUGAGUAUGAAAAAGUUAUGUCAGAAGUGAAUGCCAAGUUGAAUGCUGAUAGAGAACAAUUUAGCAAAGAUUUAGAGGAUAAACUUCAUCCAUUAAAUAAAAAUAAACAAUUGAUAAAUGAUCAAUUGAUUAAUAAAAAGGAUGAAUUGACUAAACUUGAAACAAAUUACAAUGAGCUUAAAGACCAACUUGCUGAAAGAAAUGAUUCUAUAGACUCUAUUAAACAUGAGAUUGCUAACAUCGAACAAGAGAUGAACAAUUAUCAAGCAACUAGGAAAAACUUGGAAUUGAAACUAUCAGAAGCCGAACUGGAAUUACAUGAAGCAUUGGCUAAAGAUAAACAGGAGCAAAGGGAAUAUGACAAUGUUCGUUCUGAAUAUUCAGUACUACAUUCCAAAAUUGCCAAACAUGACGAACAUCGACGAAUUUUGGAGAAUUCAAUCAUGAAAAUACAAGGAAAAUUUAGAGUGUAUGCCAUUGGCGAAGAUCUUGACACGUAUAACAAAUGUUUUGCGAAAGAUACUCCAUCUUCAUUUAUAAUUGAUGAAUUUCAAUGUUUAGUGCAGUCAACAUUAAAAGGUCACAAUGUAGCCAUAAUUAACAAUUAUCUUCGUGGGUCACAAAUUGUCAUUGACUCGUAUAAGAACAUUCAAAGACAACAGAAAUAUAUUUACCAAUGUAUAUCGAUUAAAAAUGGUGAUAAAAAUACUGAUAUUUGUGAUUUGUUGAAUUCUAAUGCCCCAGUCGACUCGCUAUUCCAGCACCAACAAAUGGUCAUUGACGAUUUUGACCAAUUUAAACAAAUUGUCAAAAAAAUUGAUGCCACAUUAUCGCAAGAAAUCGCCAUUCAUAUAAUUUCAACAGAUAAGUCAAAAUUAAUGAUUAUUGAUUGCUCAAGAAUUGAUCCAGACCAACAAGACAAGAUUCUUGAAAAAUUCAAAUCCAAUAGCUCGCUUGGGUUUUUGGAAAAAUUACUUACUUGGAUAUACCAUAAUUGUUCUACAUUAUUCUUAUACGAACCAAAAACUUCUCAAUCAAAUAGUCUACUAAAAUUUAUCAAUUCUAUAGAUUCGCCUAUUUAG
Molecule: messenger RNA, 1860 nt
Organism: Candida albicans SC5314
Lineage: Eukaryota; Fungi; Ascomycota; Pichiomycetes; Serinales; Debaryomycetaceae
Gene: USO5
Product: Uso5p
Exons: 1
Coding region: 1-1860 (619 amino acids)
Source: RefSeq, a predicted model, not a curated record